Molecule: messenger RNA, 1260 nt
Organism: Phytophthora infestans T30-4
Lineage: Eukaryota; Oomycota; Peronosporomycetes; Peronosporales; Peronosporaceae
Exons: 2
Coding region: 1-1260 (419 amino acids)
Biological process (GO): lipid oxidation
Molecular function (GO): oxidoreductase activity, acting on single donors with incorporation of molecular oxygen, incorporation of two atoms of oxygen; metal ion binding
Source: RefSeq, a predicted model, not a curated record
AUGUUGACCUCUCAAGUGGCAGCUAUAUCUGCAUUGGAAAACCCCAAUGCUUUGAAGGUACUGGCGACGCUACAAGAGUUAGGACCUUACAAGUCAUUCGAGAGCUUCAAGGCCGGAUAUGACGCUGUCCAAAGUGCUGGACUGAUCGACACGCCUCAAGCCUUCGACAAUAGCGACGAAAACUUCGGUGCUAUGCGUCUUGGCAUUCGAGGCUACAAGAUUAAGCUCGUGAACGGAUGCGAGUGGUCGGAUCCGCUCGACAGUCUCUCGGACUCGUUGGUGCUGGAACAGUGCAACGAUCCUACUGUCGACACUGCCAUUUCGAACCACAAGGUCUUCGUACAAGACUUCUCAUCUAUGGGACAGUAUACGGACUCCAAUAAGACCGAGUCGAAGUACGCACCCAAUGUCGUGGGGUUCUUCUGUAACAACGACGCCAAGGGUUUACUACUGCCUUUGGCUAUCAAGAUUGUGGAUACGGGACUCACGUACACGAAAGAGGACUCUGCGGGAGAGUGGCAGCUCGCCAAGAUGGCGCUAGAUGCGACGGAGCUCAACUUCCAGCAGGUGUUCCCCUUGGUGCAUACACAUUCGUUGUCCAUCCCGAUCCGAGUCGAGAUGAUGCGUAGUAUGGCGACGGAACACCCGAUUUACGCACUACUAAACUACCACUUCUUCGGUGAUAUAGCACUGGAGUAUUUAGGCGGAAAGGUUCUCCUCUCUGUUGACACGCCAUACGACCAGUCAAUGGCGUUCGGUGCCAGUGGAUCCAUGCGCUACAUCUACGAUGAGUUCUCGAACACGUCAAUGAAAAAUGAUUUCCCCGCUGAAAUUGCACGGAAUGGACUUGAGUAUCUACCGAAUCACCGCUACGUUAAGUAUGGUGCGACGUACUAUUCCGUCAUUAAGACCUUUGUCACGUCUUACGUGAAAGCUGCAACAGCGCUCUACAACACACCGCUGCCCACGGAAAAGGGUGUGGACGUCGACGUAUUCGACUACGUGAUUCCGUCGGACGUCUUCCCGUUGUUGUCCUACAUGGCGAUGCGGUUCUACCGUCCGAUCCCAGCUGCCAAGUCAGUGUUGAGUGCAUACACCAUGUCGCCGUUCUCCGAUGAGACCGUCCUGCAGGAUGCCAUUGCCCAAUUUCAACAGAGCAUGGCAGCCAUGGAAAUUACUGUCGACUCGAUUGAGGCUGAAGAAAAGUAUCCGGUCAUGUUCGUGAAGCCAUCGCUGUUGCCUUGGUUCUCGUACGUUUAG